AUGGCGCCGUUGGCUCCAGUGCUCAAUGAGCCACAUGUCCUGAACCAGAUUAUUAUCUCACCCUCUGACACGGACUACCUUGACCAACUCAUCCCUUCGAUUCGGGAUUACAGCCUCCUGCAGUCACUUUCCAGAUUCGCUGCCGACAAGGAAUCCGAGAUAGAAGGUAUCUGCAACACAAAUCACCAGGAGUUUGUCUCAUCUGUCAAUUCACUGCUUCGUAUUCGGGAGGGCACUGUGAGCUUAACGGGAGAGAUUCUGGACUUAAACCAGUCCAUCCAAACCAGCACUGAGCGCUUGGCCGAACAGAAGAAAGCUUUGGUGGAGUCCCGAGGCCACCGACAGAAUAUUGACGAGACAUUUCGUGCCAUCCAAGACUGCUUGGAGGUUUUGCGCCUAGCGAAUCAAGUCCAUGAUCUUUUGGCAAAGAAGAACCACUAUGCAGCGCUCCGGGCGCUGGAAGAAUUACAAAAUGUCCAUCUGAAGGGGGUAACACAAUACAAGAUUGCAGUCAUGAUCCAGCGUUCGGUUCCAGCAACACAAAGAGCUAUUGCAGAGGCAGUGAUGUCAGACCUCAAUACCUGGCUGUACCGGAUUCGGGAAAUGUCCCAAUACCUCGGCGAAAUUGCCCUUUUCCACACGGAUCAGCGCAAAUCAAGGCAAAAGCAAAGGGCAGAGAAGAUCCCUUACCUCGAGCAAUUCAACUUGAACUCUGCGAUAGAACUGGUAUCCGAUGAGGAUGAGGAAUAUGAUUUGCUCCAGAACGAAGACCUACAAGUUGACUUCACACCGCUGUUCGAGUGCCUACAUAUCCACCAGUCCCUGGGUCAUAUGGAUAAAUUUCGAACAGAGUACGCAACUACCCGCAGGAGGCAAAAGGACCUCUUGCUUCCGUCUUCCGUUACCCUAAUGGAUGAGGAUGGCUCCAGUCUGCACAAUCUCCUAGAGGAGAUGGCUGGGUUUGCCAUUGUUGAGCGGGCCACGAUGAAACGAGCACCAGAUCUCAGAUCACCCGUUGAUGUUGAUGAGUUGUGGGAUUCAAUGUGCCAAGCGGCUGUGAAAUUGAUAUCGAAAGCACUUCCCGAAGUCGAUAAUGCUGAAAUCAUCAUCGACAUCAAAAACCUGAUUGCUUUGUUCAUGCAGACCAUGAACACGUGGAACUUUUCUGUGCGUGUCUUUGAGGACUUUACAUUGAAGCUCUUCGAAAAAUAUGCCGAGCUUCUCAAGAAAAGAUUCAGUGACGACUUUCAGGAGGUUGUUACAACUGAUGACUACAUGCCUAUGCCUAUACAAACUCCAGAAGAACUUGAAAAGGUGCUCAAUGUGAGCUGGUACAACCCAGGCAAAUCGCGCGAGGAAGAAGUGUUCCCCUGCAUAUUGCCAUUCUCCCGAAUGUAUCCACUCUGCUGCAUCGAUAUCCGUAACUUUUUGAACCAGUUCUAUUACUUCGCCAACGAUAGUUUCGCGAACACAAAUGUGAUUGAUGAGACAUUGAAAAAUGAUUUGGAUGACCUCCUUUCACACAGAGUCUGUGACACCUUGGUGGAGCGUCUUUCCUCGCAAUAUCUAGGUCAAAUUGUUCAAAUCCUCAUUAACCUGGAACACUUUGAGGCCGCUUGUCGCGAAUUGGAACUCCUUCUGGCAGCAGCUCGGUCACAAAACUCCACGGGUACCUCGAUUGCUCUGAGGGCCACGGAGAAGUUCAGGAGUAAUAAGAAGGCUGCUGAGAAGCGCAUCUUCGAGGUUGUCAAUUCCAAGAUCGACGACCUUAUUGAGACAGCGGAAUACGAAUGGAUGUCCCCCACACCUCCUACCGAGCCCAGCAAUUACAUGCAGACCUUGACUCGAUUCCUUUCAAAUAUCAUGAACUCGACACUGUUGGGUCUACCGACUGAGAUCAAAGAACUUAUUUACUUUGACGCUCUCAGCCAUGCCGCUAAUAUGAUCCUGGCACAACCACUCUCGCCAGACGUGAGGAAAAUCAAUCCCAACGGAGUGGCAGCAUUGGCCAAGGAUGUUGAAUAUCUGGCUCAGUUUGUAGACAGUUUGAAUGUUCCAAUCCUUCGGGAAAAUCUCGACGAACUGCAGCAAACGGUGCAAUUGAUGCAAGCGGAUAAUGCGGAUGAAUUUUAUGAUAUUUCUACGAGAAACAAGAAAUAUGGACGUGUUGAUGCCAUGCAGGGACCCAUCCUGCUUGAGAAGCUCACUCGCACUGUCCAAGCACCCACCAAGGUGGACAAGUUUGCGACGCUUUCUUCACGGUUCAAGAAAACUGGUUGA
Messenger RNA from Penicillium canescens, 2280 nucleotides. RefSeq names its product Rab GTPase-binding exocyst subunit SEC15. The coding region runs from base 1 to 2280 and encodes 759 amino acids. Gene Ontology annotation, biological process: intracellular protein transport; Golgi to plasma membrane transport; exocytosis. The record is from RefSeq and is a predicted model, not a curated record. The transcript is spliced from 10 exons. Lineage: Eukaryota; Fungi; Ascomycota; Eurotiomycetes; Eurotiales; Aspergillaceae. Gene Ontology annotation, cellular component: exocyst; membrane.